Messenger RNA from Aureococcus anophagefferens, 276 nucleotides. RefSeq lists its product as hypothetical. The record is from RefSeq and is a predicted model, not a curated record. NCBI's taxonomy places the organism in Eukaryota, Pelagophyceae, Pelagomonadales, Pelagomonadaceae. Gene Ontology annotation, molecular function: fatty acyl-CoA hydrolase activity. The annotation marks the transcript as partial. The transcript has a single exon.
CUCGACGCGAGCCGGAGCAACUUCCUCGCGUCCAUGCACGGCGGCGCCAUCGCGUCCCUCGUCGACGUGGCCACGACCGUCGCGCUCGUCGGCCGCGGCGGCUUCCCCGGCGCGUCCGUGAGCCUCGACGCGACCUACCUCGCGGGCUGCGGCCCCGGCGACGCCGUCCUCGCGGAGGCGACGGUGCUCCGGGCCGGCCGCACGCUCGCCUUCACGGAGUGCGUGCUGCGGCGCGAGCGCGACGGCGCGGUCAUGGCGCGCGCGUGCCACGUGAAG